GAUCAUAUCAAUAAUCUUCAAGGUGAAAUUGAAUGGUUGCAUAAAUAUAUUGAACCAAUCAUUAUGAAUGAAGAUCGACUUAAUUUAUUUACAGAUACUAUUACUAAUACUACUGAUACUACUAAUAUUACUAAUAAUGAAAAUAAUAAUGGAAUCAGUGAUCAAAUUGUAAAAUUCUAUGAAGUUAAUCAACAUCUAACACAAUUACUUAGUUAUUUUACACAAAUUUAUCAAACAUUAUCUACAAUUGAUCAUGCGUUGACUUACAUUAAUACUAUUCAAAAUCAAGUAGAAUUACUUCGAGAACUGGCAAUAUCUAUCAAGGUUAGUGACAAGGAUGAUAAGGAGGAUUGUGAAAGUACUAAUUACGACGAUGAACAAAAUGAAAAUGUAGAAUGUGCUCUAAUUACUUAUGAAAAGUUAGAACAUCUAUGUACUGGAAAACAACCGUGUUUG
Molecule: messenger RNA, 456 nt
Organism: Schistosoma curassoni
Lineage: Eukaryota; Metazoa; Platyhelminthes; Trematoda; Strigeidida; Schistosomatidae
Source: the annotation of a GenBank genome assembly